This is a messenger RNA of Camellia sinensis, 613 nucleotides long. Lineage: Eukaryota; Viridiplantae; Streptophyta; Magnoliopsida; Ericales; Theaceae. The record is from RefSeq and is a predicted model, not a curated record.
CGCCGCCGUUAGCCCCUCCUUUCCUCACCGCCGCUGCUGUGCAGAUCGAAGAACACCGUUGAAAUUGGGGUUAUGAUUAUGGGUGCUUCGAUGGAUUUGACGGAAAGACUUGUGUUUCAAGCCUCAAACUGUUUGUUAAUCACUUGUGUUUCCCUUUUGUUUGAUAUAUGGUGUCUUAAUGAUAAUCAGUUAACUGGGAAAAUCCCAAGGGAGCUCACUGGUAUUUCCAGCUUGAAAGUUGUAGAUGUCUCAAACAACUUGUGUGGAACAAUUCCUACUACAGGUCCAUUUGAGCACAUCCCAUUAAACAAGGAGGGAAAAAAAGAAGGAAGAACUUUAACUCAAACUCAAACAAAAAUAGGUGAUUGCAAUGUUUACCAUGUAAGUCUACUAUAUUGGCUCUUUCCAGAGAAUCUAGGAGAUAAACCUCAUGGGAACAUUUUCUAUGUUAUUCAAGCCUCAUUACCUAUCCAAAAAAACAAAGGAAGAAGAAAGCUUUUCUAGAUGAAAGUGAAUUGUUAAGUUAUAUAGUGUGCCUUGUAGUGAUAGAAAGUGUCAUCUAUGGCACAUAGCUUCCUUGUUUUGCAGCCAAGUGAGCAUAAUACAUAUGCAG